Messenger RNA from Nematolebias whitei (Rio pearlfish), 1953 nucleotides. RefSeq names its product transcription factor 12. Gene Ontology annotation, molecular function: DNA-binding transcription factor activity, RNA polymerase II-specific; RNA polymerase II cis-regulatory region sequence-specific DNA binding; protein dimerization activity. Gene Ontology annotation, biological process: regulation of transcription by RNA polymerase II. The record is from RefSeq and is a predicted model, not a curated record. The transcript is spliced from 12 exons. Lineage: Eukaryota; Metazoa; Chordata; Actinopteri; Cyprinodontiformes; Rivulidae. Gene Ontology annotation, cellular component: transcription regulator complex. The coding region runs from base 50 to 1591 and encodes 513 amino acids.
AGACGGACUGCGUGUGUGGAGUGGACAGUGAACUGAUGCGGUCAGAGUUAUGUUCUGUGCUCAGCCUGUCUCUGGCUCAGACGCUUCAUCCAUGUUCUGCUACAACAUGAAGCCAAUUUAUGGGCAGCCUCUCAGCAUGGACGGCUUCAACCAGAACUCGUCCUCACAACCGUCGAGCAAGACCCCCAACAACGUGUUUGCAAACGCGUUCUUUGAGGGGAUGAGCAGUUCGCCCGACAUCUGGAACGCUGUAAACGGGCUCAGCCAGCAGGGCUAUGAAGGAGCGCUGGGAGUCACCCCAAGCCACCAACCACCGGCGGGGAGCUACAGUAACCUGGUCAGCUCAUCUCCUCUGCCUCGGACGUUGACAUUAAGCAGCAUUUUCUGUGUGAGUGGGUUUAACGGAGAGUUUCUGUGUGUUCAGGACUUCUCUCCACAUUCAGUGCUGGCUGCUGACAUGAACCGAGCUCUUCCACCGAUGUCCACCUUUCACCGCAACAAUGUGGUUCCUCGCACUCCAUCAGUCAACACCUCGGAGCAUUCCACAGUUUCAGGAAGCCAUGGAAAUGUGUCAGGAGCCUCCCAGACAGGCGAUACUCUGGGAAAAGCUUUGGCCUCGAUUUAUUCCCCGGAUCACACCAGCAGCAGCUUCCCGUCCAGCUCCUCCACUCCAGCCAGGUCUCCAUCCCCACCACCCGCUGAAGCUACAGGCACCAACGUGUGGUCUCGCAGUUCAGUUCAGGCACCUGUGUCACCGCACUACGAGUCCUCGCUGAUAUCAAUGUCUCAGGUGGAGGAUCGCCUGGACAGACUGGAUGAUGUCAUCCACGUCCUGAGGAACCAUGCUGUGGGCCCCACAGCUGGGCUGCCCACUGACAUCCACAGCUUGCUGAACCAACCCCACCACAUGCACCCCGGCUCUGGCAGCUCUUUACCAUUCACCUGUCAUGCUCCAGCCAUGGUUGAAGGUGUCACUAUCAACAACAAUCACUCGUCCUUCCAGAACCGCACACAAAAUGGCCACCCGUACCUGGCCAGACAGAGGGCCACGCUCCUGCAAGGAGGAGAAGGCGGAGUUCAGGACAACCUGGAGUUUAAGAUGGAAAGCAGGGAGAGUGACGAAAUGAUGCACACCAACCAUGGCCACAGCUCUGACAGCCCGAGAUCCGACGAGGACAGCGAACACAAAACAAACGAAGAAAACAGCUCAAGGAACAGUAUCCAUGAGGAUGAGGAGCUGAGCCCGGAGCAGAAGGCCGAGCGUGAGCGCGAGAGGAGGAUGGCCAACAACGCCCGUGAGCGUCUGCGCGUGCGGGACAUCAACGAGGCCUUUAAGGAGCUGGGACACAUGUGUCAGCUGCACCUGAAGAGCGAGAAGCCACAGACCAAACUGCUGGUGCUGCACCAGGCGGUGGCUGUGAUCCUGAGUCUGGAGCAGCAGGUCAGAGAGAGGAACCUGAAUCCAAAGGCUGCGUGUCUGCGGAGACAAGAGGAGGAGAAGGCAUCAGCCGUCCUGACAGAUCCGCAAUCUGUGCAUCUCACUUUUCAUCCAAGUCUGGGCGACCUGUCAAACCCCAUGGGCCACCUCUGAUCACCUGGUUCUAACAGCUUCAAGUCUGCCAUCAGGUGUUGGCUGAAGAACAUCAGGAGUGUCCAGUUCUGCUGGAUGUCCGGUGUUUCCUGUGAAUUCAGAGCGAGCAGAUUACACUGACUAGAAAGUGUGUUGCAGUCGAACAAUCAUCUCCUCUCCUCCCAAAUGGACAUUUAACUUGGUGCCUAUAAACUCUAUAUAAAACAGACAAAUGCAUUGUAAUCUGCAGAUGUUUUGUACAUAUUUUGUAUAUUUAUUUCUGUUUCAGUGUAUCGGGAUGAAUAAAUGAACUCUGUGGUUUGAAAUCAUUUUUUUUUACUGCAGGCUGCAUGGUGGUGCAGUUGGUUAGGAUUGCUGCUUUC